AUUACCUCUUUUUUUAUAACUCAGUUUAUUUAAUUAUUAUAAAUAUUUUCCGAUUUUUCUGUAAAAUUUUUUAUGAGUAAUCCUAGAUAAUAACACAUAUAAUAAAGUAGAGCGUUUGCAAAACGACGUACAUAUGGAAUCUGAAAAAGGAAUUGAUGAGAAAACAUCACAUUCUAUCGAUUUUCUUAACUCAAUUCUUUCCAAUCCUGGAAAUAUUCUUGAUGUAAAAGAUCCAAUUCGGAGAGAUGUUGAAAUUCAAAAGGAAAUAACUAAUAAAGAAAACAAAGUUGGAAAUAAGGAACGAAGCAAAUCAAUACUUUCUGGAAAUAAUGUCUCGCGUACCAUUUUGGACUCUGAAAUUGCGUAUGAUGAAUAUGAAGAAGAUAAAGAUCUUGUACAAUGGCAAUUACCAAAGCCGAAAAAACCGUUAUCAACUCUCUCAGCACUACUACGUGAAUGGAGUGCGAAACAGCCUAAACCCUCGGGAAUUGAAACAAUGACUAUAAAAGCACGCAAGGAGUUAGAGAAAGAGCAAGAGGAAUCUGCAGCCGCUGAAGUUGAAAGAAUUAGAAUACAGAUGAUCAAAGAUAUGCAGGAAGAGAUUCGAUUAGAAAAGUACAAUACGGAGAGACAAAUAUUGCUCGACGACCAAGAGGCAGCGAUGCAAAACGUUCAAUUGGAAGAGACAUUGUUCGUGCUUCACGAUUACAAAAGUGCAUUUAUAAAAUAUUUAGCUGCUACCGAAGAAGAGGAAAAUUGGAUUAGAUAUAUGACUUGCGAUGGAUUACCAGAUCCUGGUAGUUUAUCCGAAAUGAAUACCUUUAUGUUUUUGUGGUCAAUGGAAGACGAGAAAGUUAAUAUGAAUAAAUUUAUUGCGAAAUUUAAUAUUAUCAUCUAUCUCUUAACGAAACUUAACGAAAUAAUAAGGUACUCUUUGACCAGCUCACCAGAUUACAUAACCGAAUGCAAGAUGAUUAAACAACGAUUUCGUGAUAAGCUUCAAAAAUGGAUAGACGCGGCGUGUUACUCUCUUUUACGACAGAUAGAAAGGGAUAUGAUCCGCGAGAGCCUAAAAACAGCGAGAUACACUAACAUUUCCGAUCAAAUCAGUUGCUGUAUAUGGGUCUUGAUAAAAUUGCCUAUUGGACUUAAACAGGUCACCGAAAAAGAUCGAAAACAUAUUGAAGUACAUUUCACGGAAAUUGAAUUGACUGUUAAAAUGCCUAUAGAUAUUGAUUGCUAUUGUAUGGCGAUACGAGCAUUAUGGGUAAAGUAUGAUCAUUACUCCGAUUCUUCGAUCUCGUACAUUAUGCCAAAACUACCAGAGGAAUAUGAAAGCAUGUAUACCAUAGAUUUUUUUACUUAUUGUCAAAACGAGUACAAUACAAAAUUGAAGAUACACGAAGAGCAGAUCGAAGGCCGUCGUCUUCGAAUGGAGGAAAAAAAAGCUAUUCUUGAGAGAAUGGAGAACCCGCCAGUUCCGGUGCCUACAAAACCCGAGAGGAAAGGGAAUCAGCAAAAGAAAGCAGGAGCGAAGCAUCUAGAACUAGAACAGGAGCCGGAACAAUUACCGUAUCUGCCUACACCAAAUGAAAUUAUUCUACAAAGGGAAG
Wasmannia auropunctata (little fire ant) is the source of this 1613-nucleotide messenger RNA. RefSeq names its product protein CASC1-like. Gene Ontology annotation, cellular component: axoneme. The annotation marks the transcript as partial. Lineage: Eukaryota; Metazoa; Arthropoda; Insecta; Hymenoptera; Formicidae. The record is from RefSeq and is a predicted model, not a curated record. Gene Ontology annotation, molecular function: microtubule binding; beta-tubulin binding. The transcript has 10 exons.